Molecule: messenger RNA, 11306 nt
Organism: Gallus gallus (chicken)
Lineage: Eukaryota; Metazoa; Chordata; Aves; Galliformes; Phasianidae
Gene: Lnx2b
Product: ligand of Numb protein X 2-like
Exons: 10
Coding region: 7223-9280 (685 amino acids)
Molecular function (GO): metal ion binding; ubiquitin-protein transferase activity; protein binding
Source: RefSeq, a predicted model, not a curated record
CUGGUUGCAUCCUGCCUGCCCGUGGGCUGGCGGGAGUUUAAACUGCUUCAAACCUCCCUGCACACCCUGAGGAGCUGCAGUGAGAGCUUGUGGUCUGGGGAAUUAGUUAGCUUUCUUUUUUUUUUUUUUUUAAAUGAAGAUAACUUGUUUUCUUUCCCCUUCAGCAUGAUCUGAUGGGAUGUAAAGGGAGCUACAAACUUAAUUAUCCUUUAAUUCCGUUUUUUAGUUAGUUGGAACAUGCUUGGGCUAGAUGGUACUUUGCACUCCUUUUGAUGAAAUGCCCUCUCACCUUGUGAAGGGGAGUCUGCGCUGUUGUGUGCUGGGCAGGGUGAAACGCCCUGCUGCUGCCUGCUGGUAUCAAGGGAUGCUUUCGUUGACUGUGUCAUACUUCUAAGUGUACUGUAAGAAAAAAGAAAACACAAAACAACACAAAAGUGCUAGUGUAACUGAGACCCCAGUUUGCCUUGGUGCAGGUAGCUGAAAGUUCUGUUACUUUAUCCUGCAACAAAGCCCUAAUUGGAUGUUUCUAAUGGUAACAACUGCAAGUGUGACAGAGGAUGAAUGCUUUGCUUUCUCACAAGACAGGUGAGGCCUAGAACUACAGAAAUGCCAUAUGUCUACCCAAGGCAGUCUCACUCUUCACUCUGUUUAUAAUUAUAUAUGUUAAUGGCUGCCCUAGUAAGAAUAUUUAAACAUGGACUUUAAAAACAUGCAAUUGUAUUACACGCAGUCUGCUUCUUCCCUUAUGGACUUUAUCAUAGAAAAUGUCCCCGCCUUUUCUGAUCUGUAUGCUAUGACACCCAGAUCACAAAUAGAGAAUAACGUACAGGUUGCCAUUAGGCUACUGCAAGAGCAGUAGCUAUCAGGGUUGGCCACUUACCAAGACUUGUACCUGAGACAAGCUUCUGCAUGUUACAUGCUUAUUUCAUAUUCUGUAAACCCUGGUGCUGUUUUCUUUCCAUAAACAAGGACUUCUCAGGUAGACACAAUAGUGUGUGUGAUGGGAUAGGAGUGUCUGGUGUUCGUAUGACAUAGGAUCUUUACCUCUUGUCCUCAAAACCUGGCUCUUAGGAAAGUGUGUGUUGCACCAGAUAUUUAGAUGAACCUAAAUCUCAACAUCAGAUCUCCUCCUUUGAUUUGGCUUGCGGCUUUUUGCUUCAAGUGCAGGAGAAGUUCUGGUUAUUACGGAUUACGUCCUUCAUCCUUAAAUCGUAGUAAUGGAUUCCCCCUUUCUUUGUAGAAAACCUUAUUCACAAAUGUCUAACUGAUUUUUAGGGAUGGAAUUGCGGGUAGUUGCUCAAUUCAAAGCGUAGGUGAGAUGGGGGUGGAAGUUAGGGGUAUUUAACUUCCUAGAGAGAGAUUAUUAGAUGCAGUAGGAAAAACAAAGCACACAAAGAAAAUACACGCAUGCUGCCGGCAAUGAAGAUCUCAUAGAAGUCUGUGUGUUGUAUUCUGCAAAGAAGCAAAUUGAUUUAACUGGUAAAACAGAACAAUCUGCAUAAGCUUUGUGUUCCUGUGACCAUAAAGCAGGCAGCUUGCAUGUUUGUGGGGAAGGAAGGGUGUGGAAAGGAGGAUGGAUGUAGUGGAAACAUCUAGCAAAGGUGAGAAAGCAUCAGAAGUGUAAAUAAAAUAGCUUCUCCUGCAGCAUUUAUCUUCACUUCCAUUUGCUGGCAUUGAAGUUAUCCAUUUUUCAGAGCAGCGUGCUAAAAUAGUCAUUGUUUAAUCUCCUUGGAGGAACAGUGUAGGUUGAAAACAUUUUAUACCUCUCCAUUUAAUCCCUUGUUAAAAACAGAGGAGAGAGGAAAUUUACAGGUGCUUGCUACCCAGAGCUAUCUCCUGCUCUGUACAAAGGAAUGUUGGAAUCACACUGUGCUGUCCUGCUGCUUUAGAGCCAGUCAGGUCUCUGGUGAGAUGGUUGCAGUUCUGUGGCACUGCUAAUUGAGUUAAGAAACAAACGUAUGGUACGUAUGAUACUGAGAGGAGUGGAGCGGAAGAGCCAGUUCCUUAAUUUUUGUGUAACUUUGCCAUAAAAUCAGGUGCAUGUUUGCAAUUUGUGCUGUUCAUUUCCACCAAGAUUUUAAAAAUAAGUAAUAGAAAUUGAAAAGCUUUUUAUAUUUUCCAAUCUUACAAAAACCACCUGAAAAUGAACACCCGGGUGCUGUGCUGAGAGCUGAUGCUGCAGCUGCUCAGGAGAACAUUCCUUGGGAUAGGCUCCUCACUGUCAUCAACCAAACCUUGGAGCACAUCCCUCUGAAUUGGGUUUUCUAGAACAGCAAGUCUUUUCUAGCCUAACGUGACAGUGAUUCUGUUCCAUGAAAAUACAGUUGAGAAAAGCAGAUUAAAUACCGAGUUGUCCAAUAAGCACAAAAACGCGAGGCUUUAGAAGAAAACUUGUUUUCAGGCUUAUGGUUAAGGAAUGAGCAGAAAUGAUGGGGACAGUGAGAGCUUCUUAAACUGGCAGUCUCUGUUGAGAUGGAGUGCAGCAAAGCAGCCUGGAUGUGGAGCUCCUCAAUUGAAGCGUUCAGGUAGGUGCUGUGCAGUUCCUCUCCCAGGAUCCUCAUUAGGAACUCCUGGCUUGAAGGCAAGGUUAAUCAUUGAAGGGGUUACUUCUUGUACAGCUGGACAGACCUCUUGUUUACAGCAGCUUUGGCUUCAUACUUUUACUUUCAGUUGCCUAAUCUUCAGCAGUAUCAGGAAGUAAAAAGGAAAGGUAAUAGGGCUCUGCGUUAUCACCUUGUAAAGUAUUCUGGCAUUCAGUACUGCGCCUUCUGGAAAAGGCAGCCUGCUGCAAGCGUUGCUCAUGAAGAUCUGAUGUUUCAACACUAUUUUCUGGCGACUAAUGUAAACUAAGGAUGGCUCGUUCAUAGCUGUGAAAUACUGUAGCAGCAAUUGGAAGUGUUUGGGCAGGAUGCUGGUGUGUUUCAUAGAAAACCUGCCACUUUUCAUGCUCAUGAAGUCUUCUUCAAAGCAGAGCUGAAGUUCUGCUAAAGAAAAAACAAACCCAGCAGUUACAGAACACUUCUGCAAUCUCUUUCUCAUUUGGAAAAAAAAAAUAUUCCAAUGUAGAGAAGCCCAAGGCUUGUGAGCCAAUUGGAAACUGAAGAAAGUUUUGCAGUUUUUUGGGACCCAUUUUUCUUAUGGCUUAUGGUUAGAGCAGUGGGUUUGCUAUGUUAGGAUCCAUCAUGAAUUUGCUGCUUUGUUUUAUGUAAUUAGAUUGCUUUUGGUUGGUGUCCUCCUGGUGUGUGCCCUCGGUUGUCUUAAUCCAGAAUGUGCUGCCUUUGUUUUGUCCAUCCCCCCAAAUUAAUUGUGUUGCCUUUACGUGGAAUGUCGUAUUUCCAGUCUCCCAGGGAAAUGCAGUCAUAAAUAUAAUAACUGGUGUAAUUAUCGCAGACAGCUGUUGCACAGCCAUGGAUGUGGGGCAUGCGCCCUGUUGUCCCAAAGCCAGCCUUUACAGCCAGGCUGUCAGUAACGUCUGUCAGUAUCAACAUGUGUUAACAUACAAAGCCCUUGCAUUUCCAGCAUACUUUCCAUGGCACGAAUGUAUAUAUUUUUAAUACUGAGAAUUGGAUUAUUUUAACGUUUAAUUUUUUAGUGGAGACGUUCCUGUAGUCAUCCUGAUCUGUAGGGAGGAACCCUUACGCUUCUGCUGUGUCCUCACCGUACUAUCUGUAGCCUGACUGCAUCCUUCUUCAUUUGGCAAUGAGAAAUGUGCUCCUCGGGGUCACUUGGGGUGGGGGUGGGAUAGCAUUUUUGGUUCACAGAUUUGGGUGGUAUUCUUUCCUUGGGUCUUCCUGUGUGAUGACUGCAAGUCGCUUACAGUCAGAUUCAGAAUCACAUAAGAGUAUUACAUUCUUGCAUGUAGUGAUUCUGGGUCUGUAGUUUAGAGUCUUGUGAUGUGAGCUCAGUCUGUAAAUGGGAAUAGCAGCGAAGCCAUACCCCAAGGAGAUGGCACUGAGGUGUGUUUGUGACUGAACACGACCUGUAUCGAGUGCUGGAGCUGUGCAAGCGGGCAGGCUGGGACAGAAUUGUGUCUGUCUGUGCCCCACACUAACUUAGGGAAGAGGGAAGUUCCUUACAAACAGUGAGAGCGGUGCCUGGCAGUGCUGAGAGCUGAAAUGGUGAGGUUGGCAGCUGGGAUGUCGCUCUCAGUGGUGCUCAACCCAGCUUUCCUCUUUAGGUAUUUUAGUACAGGCGGAGGCAAAGAAGCGGAAAGGUUUCAUGGAGCACUUGCUUUCUCUGAAAUGACUUUCUGAGCAGCCGCAGAAGCAGCCUGUCAGUUCUGCUCUGAGUUGGGUUGCUCUGGAAGCCAGCCCUGAGCCAGGUGCGGACCGGGGGCUCCCAGUGCUCAGAGGCAGAGGGGCUGUGCCCCACAGAGCGAGUACAGGAGGCACCGCGCUGCUGCUGCCAGGAGCUUGCUUGAUUUGGUGGGGAAAAACAUCAGACAACCUGAUCAGUCUUCCUUCAAAAAAAUUCUACUCUUUGAGCCAGGGUCACAGUGCAAGAAAUCCUACUUAAAAAUAAAAAAGAAAAAUCCACCACCACUGCUUUUGUUCUUCUUACGCAGUAAAGAUAAAGGUGAUCCCAAAGAAAUCUUUCCUCUUGCCCACACAGGGUAAGAAACGAGAGGUUUGUGCAGGUUUGUCACGUAUGGGAGGGGUGCAUUACUCUUUGGGUCACUCAGACUUGAGAUGUUUUUUGUUGUGUUUUUAAAACAGCAUCAUAUGAGCAGUAUAUACAUGUGUCAGGCUUUGACAUUUUCAUAAACAACAUAAAGCAGCAUGAGAAUGGCAGGAGUUGCUGGGGUGGUCUGGCCUUCAGAGGCCGGAAUAUGCAGCAGAAACUGCUAGAGCUGGAGUGGGUUUCCAGCUUCACUAAACAGCUGGAACCCUGGGAGCUGGCUGCUGGAGCUGGGCUCCACCUGAGCAGUCGACUGCUGUGCCUGUUGUGUUCAAACACAGCAUUUUCUAGACACCUAAGGUCUGUCUUGUUGCGCAGUAGUCAACUUUGCUGAAUAAGAUGUUAGCAGUUUGCCUCGUACAGAACAUCUGCUUUCUGGCUGAAUCACUGAGCAGGCGGCAGGCUUGUUUGAGCCUGCUGCCCUCCCCGAGCUGCUCGCUGCCUCUGCCUCGCCGAAGGCUGUGUGGGAUGGGUUUGCUUUGUGGCUGAGGUGCCAGGCCCUGGUUCCCUGGUGGCUUCAGGAGGGUCCUCCUCACGGAAAGGACGGUGGGAUAAAAGGAAAAGGUUCUUGGGCAGUUUGGAAUGAAACCUUCACACCUUGCUUUCAAGGAUCUGUGCUCACAAAGACAAAACAGAGAAGAAAAAUGCAGUAAGGUUGUGGUGAUGCUUUUAUCUUCCAUGAGUUUUGGAGUGACUCAUAAAUGAGAUCAUCACAUAUAACUUUAGGCACAGAAAGCAGAGUAUGAAUUUGGUAAAUAAUGUGGUGCCCCCUCCCCCCCCCCCCCAUUUAGAAGUUGUUUAUCAGCAAAAUUACCAUAGAGUUUGUUUUCACUGAGACAGUAGAGUUGUUUUAAUCACUUGCCAAAAUCUUAUGCAAAUACUACAACCCGAAGCACAAGUAUUUUGUGUUGGUAGGUGUUAGCCUUGGAAGCUUCCUUAACUGCGGGUGCUGAGCUGAUUGAUCAGCAUUGGUAGGUGAUUGAUGCUGAAUUGUUUCACGUGUGGGAUGGCUUCAGAUCAAAUGGGAGCUUUCAGUAAGAAAAACAGCAGAGGUGUCUGAGUCUGGUUCAGACAGGUAAGUAGUGAAGAACGGUGGCAUUCCUGGAAGGGCAGGGCACAUCUGCUCCUGUUUGCAGGUAAGAGUUAAGGAGUGAAUGCAGUGAAAAGAGCAGGGGCUGUACGCUCGGUGUAAGCCCCUUCCUGCUGGGGAAGAUGCUUUCUGGCACCGCAGCAGCACAAGGGAGCGGCCUGGUGCCCGCUUCCCCUGCAACUGCCACCACCUCUCUGUAGCUACGUAAAAAUUCGCCCAGGAAGUCACUUGAUUCUGCCAGUGAUAUAUUAUCCCUCUAAUUAAAUAGAUGACUUAUGCUUGACAAUUAAUUGAGGUGGAAUGAUGUAUGUUUUUUUAUUAGAAACCCAUGACUAAUUUUUUCUGGCUGUUCUUGCUAUCUUAUUGUUCUUGCCUACCCUCCUGCAGUGUCGCUGCUGCGUGCCAGCCGUGUCCUCCAGGCACUGGUGCAGACCGGUGUUUGCUCUUGCUUAGGCUGUUACCUGUUCCAGACAAAGCAACAAUUUUCAAACAUUUUCCAUUUCAUCACAGUUGUGCUUUUAUUUUUAAACUGGGAUUUUUUAAAUGGACUUAAAGAAAACCCAGUUGUAUAACUUCAUCUAGUACCACAUCCCCAGGUUAAGAGUGAUCCUUCCUGCAGCAGUGUCUCUGCCUGUGAUCUUUUAGCAAACUCAGGUGAAUUUUAUAUUUAAUUAUAAUAGACAGGAAUCAAAAGGGGUGUGUAUGGAGACAGUGUUAUUAACAUCAAUACAGCAGCAGCUGCAAAGAGCUCAGUUUGUCCCUUACCUCCCAACCUGUAAGAAGCCGAAGCUCAAGCCUUUGUCUUACAGUACAGCCAACUAUGACAUGCACUGUAUUUAUGGCUUUUCCCCCCUUUGAGGACUUGAGUCUUUUCAUAGAAAAUAUAUUUCCGUGGGUAAAUUUAGGCAUGGAUGAAAAGGGAACAAUGCAUUCUUUGUUAACACUAAUGUUUUGUGGAGGGAGUGAGCUUAAGAGGAAGGAAAUGUGGCUCAGAUUUUUUUUGUUUCUUUUGAAAUUUCUUCCUCUUCUUCUUCCUCAUCCUCAGACCGCUCUCCCAAAAAAAGACCAAACCAAAAAUCCAGACAAGUAGAAAUCCUCAAACUGAUCUUUUGCCAUACGUAUCUUACAAAUGGAUAAUAUUCAGUAUCGUCUGGAAACCUCUGGAGAAAAACGGUCCAUAUAAGAAUUACUCUCUCAAGAAUGUGCAGUGUUUGUCUCAGCUUUUCCAGUUCAAGUAAUUUCAGCUUCAUUUCACCCAACAUUUUGCUGAAUUGGGUUCUUGUGACCUCUCAUCCUUGGGUUGAUCAUUUACAGGAUCUCUCUGGAAGGAAGAACUCUUAAGGGAUUGGUGGGGGUGAGAAUACCGGGGGAAACUUAAGCAGAGGAACUCUGUCAGACAGCUGCUACAGGACACAUUUCCUUCCUGCUGCCCUGGGAGUGCACUUCCUGGCCACCAUGGCUGAUCUUGCAGCAGAAGAGCAGGCACACCACGGUGGUGAGCUGUGCUGUGAAUGCGGACAGUUCCACCUCUUGCCGGACAAUCAUCUCUACAACUUCCAGAAUGAAGUGGACGAUGAACUCAUUUGCCAUAUCUGCCUUCAGCCUCUGCUCCAGCCUAUGGACACCCCCUGUGGACAUACGUACUGUUUCAAGUGCCUUGAAAACUUCAUGCAGGAGUAUAACUUUUGUCCUAUGGAUCGGAAGAAACUCUCUCUCCAACAGUGCCACAAGUCCAGCCUUCUAGUUCGAAACCUGUUAGAUAAGCUGGUUGUCAUCUGUCCAUUCAAGGCAGAAUGUCAGCAGACGAUGCAGCGGUGUGAACUCGAAGCUCACCUGCAGAACAGGUGUCCUGGUUUCAAGAAAUACAAAUGUGAACUACAACGGAAAAGGAACCCUGUUUCCAAAGGGAAGGAAGAGCCCCUCACCAAGGUGGAGAUGAGCACACCCAGGGAUCCAGAGGUGCCCAGGGAUCCAGAAGUACCCAGUGGAGGAUCCAUGCUUGUAGCAGAAAGCUCUGCAGCUGGUGUGGUAUCACUAGGGACUGCAGAGCCUGGGCUGGUUAACCCAGCUUUUGAGGAGACUGAAGAAGAUGUUCCUCAGAGAGCUAGCCCUGUGGCUGAAACGAGCACAAUAGAAAUUCACCGAGAAGAUCCAGAGGAAGAGCUUGGGAUGAGAAUAGUUGGGGGUAAGGACACGCCACUAGGAAACAUUGUUGUUCAGGAAGUCUUGCGGGAUUCUGUCAUUGCUGCAGAUGGAAGAAUAGCACCUGGGGACCAUAUUCUUGAGGUGAAUGGUGUCAACAUCAGCAGUGUGACUCACUGCCAAGCUGUGUCCUUCCUGCGCCACCCAGGUCCUGUUCUCCACCUCAUGGUUCUGCAAGAGAAAGGCUUUUCCAAUAAGAUUGCACAGCAGGACUCCACUUCUGCUACAAAUCAGGAAGUGAUCCAUGUCACCUUGAUAAAGAGAGACCGAUCCGAGCCCUUGGGAAUCAAACUGAUCAGGAAGACAGAUGAGACAGGGAUUUUUAUUCUGGAUCUGCUAGAGGGAGGUUUGGCAGCCAAAAAUGGGAAGCUGAGUCGGAAUGACAGAGUCCUGUCUAUAAACGGCCAGGAUUUGAGGCAAGGAACACCUGAGACCGCUGCACAGAUCAUCCAGACCAGCGAAUCCAGAGUAAACUUCGUGGUCCUGAGGCAGCCAGGUGUGCAGCUGUUAGACCCAGGGGAAGAUGGCAGCACAUCAAACAGCAGCAGCAGCAGUGGAGGAGGAAGCCCAGUGCAUCACCGGAGAAGACUAGACCAGAGUCACUACAGACGGAAGUCCAACUACCAGAAGGAAUUACCUCCAGGAUAUGUAAGUCAUGAAAAGACAGUUGCAGUAAAGAAGGAACCAAAGGAAUCCCUAGGAAUAACAAUUGGAGGUGGACGAGAUAACAAAAACAAGCUCCCUAUAUAUGUAACAAGCGUACAGCCCAUUGGGUGCCUCUUCAGGGAUGGCAGAAUCAAGCGAGGAGAUGUACUUUUGAGUAUAAAUGGGAUUGAUUUGACUCAUCUGAACUACUAUGAAGCUGUCUCAGCGCUGAAAUCUAAUGCAGCUUCCCACUCAGUCAUACUGAAGGCCUUGGAAAUCCUUUCAACAGACCCCACAGAUCCCUCUCUGGACAUCAAGGAGCGAGGAUUCAGCUGGUCUCCCCUCUGGAUCACGUGGCUUGGAUUGCCUAGCUACCUUCACUGCUGUCAAGAUAUUGUCCUUAGCAAAGGCAACCAGGAAAGCUGGGGCUUCAGCAUUGUUGGAGGCUUUGAGGAGAGCAAAGGAAACCAGCCCUUCUUCAUCAAAACCAUCGUGCCUGGGACGCCUGCCUGCCGCAGCGCAAGGCUGAAGUGUGGAGAUGAGAUAGUGGCAGUAAAUGGAGUACCAGCGGUUGGAAUGAGCAACUCAGAACUAAUCCCGAUGUUGAAGGAGCAAAAGAACAAAGUGACACUUACCGUGGUAUCCUGGCCAGGGAGCCUUGUGUGAAAGCUAUGACAAAUCAUGCAGCAGCCUUAAGGAUCAUCCUUGGUAUCAGAUAUUUGCUGACCACCACACCGAGCUAGAUGUGACAAACUGAGGGGACGCUGAACUCUGGCUAUACAGCAUAUUGCGUCACGACAAUAAUUUUCACUUCAUUUUUGGAGAAACAUUUCUUUACUGCGUGGAGGUUGCCACUGACUGAUUGUUAGAUUCCAAGUAAUGGUGACUCAGAACAGUUGUAGCUUCUUGGACUCACUAGAGCUUGUUAGUAUUGGUGUUGCAGAGAAAGCUGGUUCUCCAGUGUUUCUCUACGACUCAUCCACCUUUGCUUUGAGGCAUUUUCUUUAGUUUUAGAGCUCCUCUUUCCAUUUAAUGUUUUGAACAGGUUAAAACAGAUGUGACUGCCCUUUUUCCCCUGCUAGUCUAAGAAUACAGUUUGGCUACUUCUCUCUACCUUGCUGCCAUCCUGGACAGUGAGUCAUUUUGUAUGUUUUUAAAAGCCACUAAUAAAACUGUGAGGAUGCAGUCCAUUUAAGCAGCUCUUGUACCCCACAGCUUUAUGUUAGGCUGCUUCCAUCUACUGAAUGUUUUUAUGCAUCAAAGAAGUUUGCAGCUCACUGCUGGCUGCUGAAGAGCUGCCCACUGAGCAUGGCAGGGCUGUGUUGACUCCUAUGAGAGUCCUGUCACCAGGUAGCAGAGAUGAGGAACUUGUGCAGUUUUCAUCAACUUCCUCAGCUUGGUGUCUCUGGUUUUAAGACUUGAUGAGUGACCAGCUUUUCCCAAAGCAGGCAGAUGACUAAGGAAACAGGCUUGUUGAUGAGAAACUGUCUGUCUUCUCUUAGCUUCCCAGUGCCGAGAGGCAGAGCUGAGGCAGCAGGGACAACGUGUGCUUGCAGCUCUGUCGCUGCUACAGCAAACUGCAGCUCGCUGUGUUGGGAUCUCCAGGAUGGGACACCUUGGGCUUCAGUUCCAACCCACAGUGUAGGUAAAGGUUAGAAUGAAAGAAGUGAAGUCCCGGCAGGUUGGUUUGACCUCCAACACCUGUUAAAUUCCUACCUGGAAACAAACUCCCCGUGAAGCAAUUCCGUCCUCUUUUUUUUUUUUUUUUUUAAAGUUGCUAAUUAGCAGUAUAAGAAACAGAUCUUUCUCACAUCAGAGAUCUCUCUACGCUGUUUCUGCUAUACCUUUUAUGGAGCCAGCUCAGACUGUAAGAUAAUCAAAGGAGUCUCUUCUGUAAAAACACUACCUAGAAUGAAUGUUUUAAUUCCUUGUAGUAGCAAACAGACUGCAGGUAUGUGCCCAUCGUCCUCAGCCAUGCUUUUCUUAGGGCUGGCUAUUGGUAAUUGGCUAUUAGAGCAGAGUAGACCUGUUUCUCGCUGGAUGAUUAAGCUGUUUACGCGCCACGUGACUUCACUUCCUCUGGCUGUUAGCUUAGGGCAGUAUACAGCAGGCCCCCGGUUAUCAGAGCCUAUUGUACAGAAAUAGCUUAAGAUCCAUUUGUCACAAAAGCUCCCUUGGCACACGGUGUGGCCUCUCCACUUGGCCAGUAAAUGCAGCUACUGUCUUAAACAGCAGAAAGAAUGGGGCCAGCUGUUGCUGCUAGCAAACAGUGAGAGUAAAAUGAUUCUGAAGUCAGAAACGUGCCUGUGGAAAAUGAGUAACUUGAGCUGCGUCUGACAGAAAAGAAGGUGAAGCAUUCUGGUCUCCUUCCUAUCGUGAAUCUGUGCCUGAUAUGGAACAGUAAAUAUUUACAUAGGUGGAAAGAGGGCAGUUCUUACUGAGUUGUAAUAAAUGGGGCUUGUAUAAAGGAUGGUAGGAAAAAGCCAUGCAGAGGGUGGUCAGACCGUUUAAAUGAAGGGUGUGCUGCAGAAGUCAGCAUGACUUUUACUAAUUACUCCAUCUCGUUUCAAGGUGCCUUUAACUUCACCAAAAUGUCCUCAUAAUUAAGUACUGAUUGCAAGAUCAGCUUGUUAACAGAUGUUGAAUUUGUGUUGAUGCCUUUAUAAAUUAUUCUGUUAUAACUGAAAACCAA